CCAACUACCGUCACCCAUUUCCGGUCGGAAAUCCGGCAAAGCUUGGGGGUUUUCUCCUUCUUUUCUUGUUCUUGAACCUAGAAAUAUCCCCCUCCCUUCUGCAGAUUUUCGGAUCUGCUCUGUCCUUCUGCGAGUAGCUUCUGCCGGUGGAGUGCUUCCCGGUUUUCUGGUAAGGGAAUGACUAAGAAUCAUCCCUUUAGCCUUAAUUCAAGUUGGGUUACUCUAAUUGUGUUGUGGGUUCUUGAAUUUUGAGGUUUGUCGUGAGUUCCUCCAUUCCUCUCCCCAUCGGCUUCCUUUCCAGCCGGACCCGGUGCUGCUCGCCAGAGUUUCCUGAAUUAUGGGAUGAUUUUGGGGAGAAAAUCCCGUGAAUUAGCUAGUGUUUGGCCAAUUUUGGAAGUGCAGUCACUGUUCACGCACUGUUCACGAGGUACUGUUCACGAGGUACUGUUCACACACCGAGGGUCAACAAUUAACGGGGAUUUAAAUGAUUAGUUUGUGAUAUAAGAAUGGAUUUGGAGAUGUUCGGUUAUGUGGAGAUUGAUAGAAAUGGCACUGUGAUUAGGGGUAGUGCUAAAGAUGAUU
This is a messenger RNA of Rubroshorea leprosula, 582 nucleotides long. The record is from the annotation of a GenBank genome assembly. Lineage: Eukaryota; Viridiplantae; Streptophyta; Magnoliopsida; Malvales; Dipterocarpaceae.